AUGGCCUCUUUAAAUAAUAUGGAACCACGGCUACGGGGUGGCUCAAAACAAGUCCCAAUUGCUAUCAUCAGCAUGGCGUGCCGACUUCCAGGCUCGUGCAAUAACCCCAAUGAAUUUUGGGAUUUCAUCAAAAGAGGAGGGAUUGCGCCUCGAACACCUCCUGAGUCAAGAUUUACGAUCGGUACGCAUCAUGAUUCCUCAACGAAACGAAACACUAUGACGAGCCCGGGGGGAAUGUUUAUCGAUGCUGACCCCCGAGACUUGGAUGCCUCCUUCUUUAAGUUACCCAAGUCAGAAGCUACUGCUAUGGAUCCUCAGCAACGGCAGCUUCUAGAAGUUGUUUACGAAGGACUAGAAAACGCGGGAUUAACUAUGGAAGAGAUCGAUGGACAGCCAAUUGGAUGUUUUGUGGGGUCUUACGCAGUCGAUUAUGGUGACAUACAGGCACGCGACCCUGAAGACCGGGCUCUAUUUACAACGUUAGGGAUAGGCAGGGCUAUGUUGAGUAACCGUAUCAGCCACUUUUUAAAUAUAAAAGGGCCAAGCAUGACGAUCGAUACUGCCUGCUCCGGGGGCCUGGUUGCUAUCGACCUCGCUAAUAGAUAUCUUCAAACGGGAGAGAUUAGUAGUGCUAUAGUCGCAGGCUGUAAUAUCUACCUCAGUCCGGAACACGUCAUGGAUGGACUUAGCGCCAAUGGAACGGCGUCGCUAACUGGCUUAUGCCAUAGCUUCGACGCGAAGGCGGAUGGGUAUGUAAAGGCCGAGGCGGUGAAUAUGGUGGUGUUGAGACGCCUUAGCGAUGCUAUCAGCGAUGGGAAUCCAAUUCGAGGAGUUAUCCGUGGCACUGCCACAGGUAGCGAUGGAUGGACAGCAGGCAUCGCAAGCCCCAACCCUGCAGCCCAAGCAACUGUAAUCAGACAAGCAUAUGAAAAUGCUGGUAUCAUAGACCUCUGUACUACUUCUUACGUUGAAUGCCAUGGCACUGGAACAAAAGCAGGUGAUGUUAUUGAGGCCAACGGCGUAGCUUCAGUAUUCUCGUCCAUUAGAUCGCAGGAUAAUCCUCUAAAGAUAGGAUCGGUGAAAAGCAACAUUGGGCAUAGCGAACCAGCCGCUGGCAUCUCUGGUCUGCUUAAGGUAGCACUGGCAAUCGAGUCCUGCAUUAUCCCAGGGAACCCAACUUUUAAGAUACCAAACCCCAAUAUCGACUUUCAAAAGCUCAAACUCCAGCCUUUGAGAACCACUAGUCCAUGGGACUCGCCGUCGGAGCUACGAAGAGCCGGGGUAAACUCGUUCGGGUACGGAGGAUCGAAUGCACAUGUCAUCGUGGAGUCCUGGAAAGGCCCUUCGCGCCACGUUACUUCAUAUACUAAUGAUAUAUUUGCGAAAGAGAAAACUUACCAUAGGCCGUACCUAUUGGCUUUCUCGGCCAACGACGAAAAAUCCUUGAAGGGGAAUGUAACCGCCUUGGAUAAACACCUCAGCUUUCCCGCUGUAAGCGUGGACCUUCGGGACCUAGCUUACACUCUUUCCGAAAAGAGAACCCGCCAUUUUCACCGCGGGUAUAUCAUCACCAGCGACACCGAAAUUUCUGUAGGAUCACUGGUCCACGGGAAGGUGACUUUACCGCCGCGCAUCGGGUUGGUCUUCACCGGACAAGGAGCACAAUGGCCACAGAUGGGAAAAGACCUAAUAUCAUCAUUUCCAGUAGCGAGGGAGCACAUAAAUCGAUUAGAAUGCACUUUAAACCAACUUCCAGGUGGACCUCAAUGGUCCCUUCUUGAUGAACUAACCCAACCACGAACGCCAGAAUACUAUAAACGACCGGAACUGUCCCAAACACUUGUUGCAGCUUUACAGCUCGCGAUAUUGGCCGUUCUAGAGGAUUCUGAUGUGAAAUAUGACGCUGUCAUAGGGCAUUCAUCGGGAGAGAUCGUGGCGGCAGUCGCCGCCGGAUUCUUGACGCCAGAACAGGCUAUUGGGAUUGCCUAUUAUCGUGGCAAAGCUACAGGCGAGAUGCCGAAUGAAACUCCCCUUGGUAUGAUGGCUGUAGGGCUAGGUGAAGAUCACAUCACAGCGUACCUGAGUUCGAAGUCUAGCAUUCAGGUAGCGUGUAUCAACAGCCCUGAAAGCAUCACUCUUUCUGGAUUACGCCAUGAGUUGACGGAAUUGGAGGAACGCAUUAAGGGGGACGGUCACUUUGCUCGGAUGUUGCACGUUGACUCUGCGUAUCAUUCUAGCUACAUGGCGAGUGCAGCGUCGAUGUACCGAAGGCUCAUGCAGAACAACUUCGAAUGGCCACCCUUAGGCAUAGGAAAGGCAGCCAUGUACUCGUCAGUCGAAGGGCGAAAAAUUACAGGCCUAGAUGGCACAACGUACUGGGAAAGGAAUAUGCUUUCUCCAGUUCUUUUCAGUGCAGCAAUGCAAGAAAUGCUAAAAAGCGAAAUCGACAUGCUCAUCGAAAUUGGGCCUAGCAAUGCGUUAUCCGCGCCUAUCACCCAGAUUAAGAAAUCAGUUGGCUCUUCCGCCGAGUACGUAGCUUCCUGGAGAAGAGGUGUAGACCCAGGAAUGGCGAUUUGCAACGUACUCGGGGGUAUUUUUAUUAGGGGCGGAUCCGUCAAUCUAAUGCACUUUAAUGGUACCAACGGCGGCUACGUUCCAUCUGUCAUAGUAGACCUGCCUAACUACCGCUGGAAUCAUUCUACGAAAUAUUGGCAUGAAAGUAAUGCGAGUAAAGACUGGCGAUUCCGCAAAUUCGUCCACCACGAUCUCCUUGGUAGUAAGGUCCUUGGCACACCUUGGCAGCAUCCGGCUUGGAGGAAGAUACUUCGAUUGCAAGACAUUCCUUGGAUUAGGGAUCAUCGACUCGGCACGAGCAUCGUAUUCCCAGCCGCCGGCUAUCUGGCCAUGGCCAUCGAAGCGAUAUUCCAAAUGCAAAAGGCGCUGGGUAAUAUUCCAGAAAAUACAAACGUCCACCAAGUGUCAUAUCAACUACAAAGAUGCCACUUUUCAAAAGCAAUGGUACUGGAAGAUGAAGAUACCAAACAUGAGAUAUUGCUUACUCUGAUACCUAAAUCUGGGCUAGACGAUGGGUGGUAUGAAUUCACUGUAUUCACUUCGAUACACGAAGUGCUAAGCAGAAACUCGAGCGGCUUAAUACGAAUACAGAGUGAUGGUAUACGAAAAUACGCGAAAGCAGCCGAUAUGGAGCCGUUUCAACAUGCUUCCUCCGCAGAAACGUGGUACAAAGCUAUGAGGGAAGUUGGUUAUACAUUUGGACCCAGCUUCCAGAAAUCACUGCUCGUCGAAUCAACGAUGGGAUCUCGACAAAGCCGCACCUUGCUUUCAUUCGAAGAGCCGCAAUCUCGUUGGCCUCAGUCUCUCUAUCCUUUGCACCCAACUAGUAUUGAUGCUUGUUUCCAGGCCGUGUCGGCCUCCAUCUGGGCAGGUGAUAGGACUGCGGUGAAUACCAGGCUUCUCCCCAAUAUUAUUGAUGAGUUAAUCAUACCAGAGCAAAGUUGCGCAGUGAAGACAGCUCUAGCAACAGCUUCAUCGGAAUGGAAUGGGCUCGGUAGAAUUGAUGAUGUAAAGGCAUAUACGUCUAACGUGUCGGCAUUUAAUCAGGAGACACAUGAGCUUGUCUACGAGAUGCAUGGCCUACGUUACCAAUCCCUGGAAAUGGAGAAGAACGAAAGUAACUCCCACGUCUAUAAUUGUAGUAUCUAUGGGCCGGAUAUUUCAACUUGUUCCAAACAACAACUGGAAAGGUUGUUGGGUCAACACCAAACCUCGGCCCAGAAGGUCAGUAAACUCUUGGACAUGAUCGCGUUCAAAAAGCCAGAUGUGAGAGUGUUGGAAAUAAAUGCCCACAACCAGGCCGAGAGCUUAUGGCUUGAUGAUCGUGGAACCCAUUCAUUUGACAGGAACGCUUGUAGUUAUCUACAACUAGAGUUGCUGUCACAGAAGGACGUAACAACCGCUACUACGAAGUACCAGGAUUCCGGGAACGUGAAAGUCCGGAGGAUAGACGAAAUUGACAGCCUGGAGGAACGAGACAACUUUGAUGUGCUCAUCGCUGAUGGUAUUGUGGCCACCGAGAUUCGGCCCCUUUUACGGAACCUUCGCACACUUAGCUAUGUCAUUAUUAAGAAUGUGAGGCAUGAAAGGACCAAUGGGUCGGAAAGUGGCCUAGACUAUGUGCGAGAUGAAUCUGCUAACCUUGAGGGCGUGUCUACUAACAAUGCCGCAUUUCAUGAGGCCAAUCUCUUGCAACUUACUGAGUUUUCUAUUGGUCUUUUCAUUCGCGAUACCUCUCCUUAUUUCUUCGUCGGCAUAACACAAAAGGGGGGUUCUGCAUUCAAGGAUGGGAGAAAGAAAAGUCGAAUUGAGCUUCUAAACUUCAAUGAGGAUAAUAAGAGCACCACGAAGGAAAUCGUACAUGAGCUAUCGAAGCUCGGAUGGGAAGUCGGGCAUCAUUCUGCUCCAUUUGAAGCCGUCCUCCCAGGCAAUACGAUGCUCGUCCUCGAUGAGUUAUGUGGUCCAGCUGUAUCAAAUUUCACAGAGAGCCAAUGGGUUGGACUACGAGGUUUGCUUUCUCGGGAUUGCCGUGUUCUCUGGGUAUCGAGGGGUGGACAGAUGGCUGUCACAAACCCUGAGUGUGGUCUCAUCCAGGGAUUCAAGCGUUCGAUAUGCAAUGAAAACCCCAAUGCAAUCAUCAUGACACUCGAUGUCGAGUCCAGUUCUGGAAUGAACACCAUAACGGCCAUCGAUCAAACACUUCGCCAGCUAACAACAACUAAAACCACAGUCAUGACAGACACUGAGUUUAUCGAGAGAGACGGCAGUCUUUGUGUUGAACGGAUCGUUCCAGAUAAUCCUAUAAACGAGCAAGAGAGCGGCAUUGUCCAAGGCCCAAAAGCAGAAGAGCAUUCAUUAUUUGAUCACAGAUCUUGUGUGCGACUAAUUGCCAAUCAUCUCGGUAGCUUGGAUAGCCUGUGUUAUUCCGAAGUCUCUGAAGGGGAUAUUCCAUUGACAGUUGGUGAUAUCGAAGUAGACAUCUAUGCUGCCUCGCUAAACUUUAAGGACUUGGCUAUCGCUAUGGGUCUCGUACCUGGUAAUGAGCAACUUCUCGGAGCCGACGGAGCCGGGUUGAUUAGGCGAUGCUGCGCGGAGAGCGAAAUAUUUCCUAUACCUGAGGACGUUUCGUUCGUAGAAGCAUCAGCACUCGGCACUGUUUACUCGACCGCACUAUACGCAUUAACGGAUAUGUGUAAUACUAAACAAGGGAUGAGCGUACUGAUUCACUCGGCCGCUGGGGGGGUUGGAAUUGCCGCAGUACAAAUCUGCAAAUAUCUUGGGGCAGAAAUUUACGCAACAGUAGGGAGCGAUGAAAAGCGGCAGUUUCUGAUCGAAAACUAUAACGUGCUACCAGACCGGAUAUUUACAUCGCGAACUACACGAUUCGCAGCAGAGUUGAUGGCGGCUACGAAUGGGAAAGGAGUAGAUGUGGUGCUCAAUACCCUUGUUGGCGAUAUGCUUGAUGCUUCGUGGCAUUGUGUUGCCGCAGGUGGAACUUUGGUAGAGCUUGGGAAAAAGGACAUAUUGGAAAAAGCGAGCAUAUCUAUGGAGCCUUUCGAUCGCAACGCGUCGUACCGUGCCGUAGAUAUGUCUCACGAAUCAAUCUCAUCGGAUUUGAAAAAGAGGCUACUAUCGCGCAUCUUUAAAAUGCUGGAGCAAGGCCACAUCAAGCCUGUUAUUACCAAAGUUUUUGGCUUCGCAGAUAUCUCUGCAGCUUUCGCCCUUUUAAGUACUAGGAAUUCCAUCGGCAAGAUUGUGAUAGCAAGGAGUGACACCAGCCGAACCAUUGUUCCGAUCCGCCCAGUAAUUCCACGGUUGAAAUUAGACGUUGACGCCUCAUACCUGAUUGUAGGAGGCUUGAAGGGCCUCUGUGGAAGCAUAGCAGUCUACCUCGCACGGCAAGGUGCUAAAAGUCUUAUAGCGUUGUCACGCUCCGGGCACCAAGACGAGAUAUCCAGCAGAGUAGCUGCGGAUAUUAGAGGACUGGGUUCUGAGUUGACACUAGUGACUGGCGAUGUGACAAAUCUAGAGGAUGUCGAGCAAGUAUUUCAGAGUGCUUCUAAACCCAUUCGUGGAGUUAUUCAAGGAGCAAUGGUACUAAGAGACAGGCCAUAUGACACAAUGACCUACAAUGAAUUCCACGAGGCCAUACUACCGAAGGUUCGAGGCACCUGGAACCUACACCAUGCAGCUCUCAAGCAUGGAUCUGAGCUCGAUUUUUUCACACUCCUUUCGAGUAUCUGUGGUAUUGUGGGUCAAAAGGGCCAGUGUAAUUAUAGCGCAGCAAAUUCCUUCCUAGACGCUUUCGCCGCAUAUCGCAAGUCGCUUAAACUACCGGCCUGUUCCGUGGAUCUCGGCGUUGUUGAAGACGUCGGGUACGUAAAUAGCCGGGAGUCGCUUUCCAGGCGUCUACUUGCUCAAGGGUGGGUACCCAUAAACGAAUCCCUACUACACAAGAUACUUUACUUCUCGACUCUCCAGCAGCAGAAGCAGCAGGCGAAUCCUAUCAUUUCAAGCCAAAUUAUAACUGGGAUUCCUGUACCUCUGCCGAAAGAAUCCCCCGCGCAGCGUGAUAUUCGCUUCAGCACUCUCCGACAGUCAACACGAUGUGAAACAGCUCGAGAAGACAUAAGCAGCGAUACUAUCACCAUUUUGCGCAAUGCUUUCAAGACUAGUGACAGUCUUGCGGCAAACCAUGAAGGGCUAUUAUCGAUGCUACGGGACCAGACAAACCAGAAGUUGAUGCGUAGUCUCGGUAUGAGCGAGGAGCUCGACCCAGAGCGACCACUGUCUAGCUACGGAAUUGAUUCGCUUGUUGCGAUAGAGUUCAGAAACUGGGCCAAAGUAGAAUUAGGAAUAGAGAUUGCGACGCUGGAGGUAAUUGGAGCCAAGACGCUUGCAUCCUUGUGUAAGGUUAUCAUGAAGCAUGGACUCGAGGAUAAAAGGCAACGUCUAAAGGGCUGAAAAGGUUCAAGAUUCCAUGAACAGCGCCAAUACCAAAUAUUGCAUUAGGUACCUAACCUACCUACCUAGGAGGUAGUCAGGCAAGAUAAAAAUACCCUAGAUACCCAUAUUCAAAUAUUGCUCUACCUAGGUAGGUAGGUAGCCAAGCGCGGAUCAUAUAUACUACUUACUGUAUACC
Daldinia vernicosa is the source of this 7216-nucleotide messenger RNA. RefSeq names its product putative polyketide synthase. Gene Ontology annotation, molecular function: zinc ion binding; fatty acid synthase activity; oxidoreductase activity. Lineage: Eukaryota; Fungi; Ascomycota; Sordariomycetes; Xylariales; Hypoxylaceae. Gene Ontology annotation, biological process: secondary metabolite biosynthetic process; fatty acid biosynthetic process. Bases 1 to 7038 code for a protein of 2345 amino acids. The transcript is spliced from 6 exons. The record is from RefSeq and is a predicted model, not a curated record.